GUCCGAAGCUUGCACGGAAAAAUUGAAAUGGACAUGUCAGCUAACCCUAGUGGGUGCGCUUCGAAUCUUAGCUUGGCAGUGACAGAUUACUUUGGAACUGUCUCACGUAUCAGUCCUCUGAUUGAUAUCUCUCCAACAUGUGCUGAAACCUAGGACCCAUUCUCUUGCCUUGUUUAACUCAGAAGAAUCAGUAGGAGAAGAAGAAUGGGAGAUGGUUGAGAGGAAAGGGAUGCAAUUUACCCAAAAUGGACAACCAUUCUACGUGAAUGGCUUCAACACAUACUGGAUGAUGGUUCUUGCAGCUGACAAUUCCACGAGAGGCAAAGUGACGGAAGUGUUCCAACAAGCCUCCGCAGUUGGAAUGACGGUAGGCAGGACAUGGGCUUUCAAUGACGGCCAAUGGAGAGCUCUCCAAAAAUCUCCCUCUGUUUACGAUGAAGAGGUCUUCAAGGCCCUGGAUUUCGUGGUGAGCGAGGCCAGAAAGUACAAGAUCAGACUUAUACUGUCAUUGGUCAACAACUGGGACGCAUAUGGCGGCAAAGCUCAGUAUGUUAAAUGGGGGAACGCCUCCGGCCUUAAUCUCACCUCUGAUGACGACUUCUUCACCAACCCCACUCUCAGAAACUUCUACCAGUCUCAUGUCCGGACGGUGCUGAAUAGAGUGAACACCUACACAAACAUAACUUACAAGAACGACCCCACAAUCUUCGCCUGGGAACUCAUGAAUGAGCCUCGCUGCCCCUCUGAUCCCUCCGGUGACAAACUCCAGUCCUGGAUACAAGAAAUGGCGGCUUUUGUGAAAAGCAUAGACGCUAAACAUUUGGUGGAGAUCGGACUUGAAGGCUUUUAUGGUCCCUCUGCCCCUGCGAGAACCAGAUACAAUCCCAACUCCUACGCUGCACAAGUCGGAACUGACUUCAUCAGAAAUAAUCAGGCUCUUGGCGUCGAUUUUGCUACGGUUCACGUUUAUCCAGAUACCUGGAUAUCUCCCUGUAGGAUAUCUCCGGCAGUAUCAAACUCUUUCUUGGAAUUCACUAGCUCUUGGAUGCAAUCUCAUGUGGAGGACGCAGAGAUGUACUUGGGAAUGCCGGUUCUGUUCACAGAGUUUGGUGUGUCCGCACAUGACCCUGGUUUCAACACAUCUUUCCGUGACAUGAUGUUGAAUACGGUGUACAAGAUGACCCUCAACUCAACAAGGAAAGGAGGGGCUGGUGCUGGAAGUCUAGUGUGGCAGGUCUUCCCUCAGGGAGCAGAGUUCAUGGAUGACGGCUACGCAGUUUACCUCACAAGAGCGCACACCGCUUCAAAGAUCAUAUCUCUGCAGUCGAAGCGACUCGCCAUCUUUAACUCCUUGUGUAGCUGGAGAUGCAAGUGGGGAUGCAAGAAAAAGAAUCACACUGCUCUAGAUGCCCUCCUCUCGCACGACGAGCUUUAAGUAUCACAACCUUUUGUGAAUCACAAGAAUACAAUGAUAAGUGUAUACAGGUGUUUAAUAUUAUUUAUAUAUGUGAAUCAAGAUGAGUGUUUAAACUUACCUUGGAGGGAGAUUCCAGACGAGUA
Molecule: messenger RNA, 1560 nt
Organism: Camelina sativa (false flax)
Lineage: Eukaryota; Viridiplantae; Streptophyta; Magnoliopsida; Brassicales; Brassicaceae
Source: RefSeq, a predicted model, not a curated record